GGCUUGGCGCGGCCCUCUGCCUGCCUGCGGCCUCUGCUGCUGCCGGCGGGCUCCAGCUCCGGGAGCUGAAAGUUCCUGCAUGGGGACGUGAGAGCGGUGCUUGGGGGUGCUGCCACCCGCCUUGGGGAUGUCAGUCUGCUGCUUCUUGUGUCAGCCCUGGAAAAAACCCAAGCAGUGCUGGGGCCCGUCUGCGCUGCAGGCUGAUCCCUGUUAGCCGGGACUGAGGGUCCUUUUCCUUUCCAGGUGGCCUCACUUCGGGUCUCUAGCCACCAGUUUUCGUUAAAACAAACAAACAAAACCCCAAACAAACAAAACCUACGAAAAACAAUCCCCCAACUUAUAUGAACAUUAUUAUUAUUAUUAAGGAUUCUGUCCAUGCCCAAGUGUUUGAAAUUCGUGGCUGUGAGGAGGGAGAUGGCACAAUGGCACAUCCUGUGUUUCCUUUGGAAGCCAAGCUAAAUGCUGACGAGUAGGAAUGGGUAGAAAAUAGGUGGCAUGAAAACUGGCAAGCUUUUUUCUGUGCUUAGUUGCAUAAACUAAUGACUAUGGAAACCAGUCUUUCUGAUACUAGGGUUGCAAAACCUUGGCUUACCAUUUGGCAGCAAGACGUAACCCACAGAAAGCAUGUAUUGAACCUAUUUCCAAGCUCACUGAGACCCGAGAUUUUUUGGACCUCCUCAAAUGUGACCAGUAAAACAAUACUAAAUAUGAUCUUCAAUGCUGAUGAGGCCCACAACAUAGUUAAGGAGUGCAUAGAAAGUGUUUUAGGCAAGGCAGAUUAUAAUCACAACAAAGUCAACCAGUGGACUGCUGCUAUAGUAGAACAGUCGCUGACACAUCUGGUAAAACUUGGAAAAACGUAUAAGUACAUUGUAACUUGUGCAGUGAUGCAGAGGAGUGGAGCUGGUCUUCACACAGCAAGCUCAUGCUUCUGGGAUACUACAACUGAUGGAACCUGCACAGUGAGAUGGGAAAACCGAACAAUGAACUGCAUUGUCAAUGUGUUUGCUGUUGCUAUUAUCCUGUAGCUGACUAGAAGAUCAACACAAGCAACACCGAAGCCUUUAAAAAAAAAAAAAAAUCAUCCAAACACAUGGCUAAAUAUUUCAAACCAUUAUUUGUUUUCGUAUGAGGAGCAUACAGAAGUUCUCUACAGAGGGCAUACGGUCUAAGCCAGUUCUCAUAGAUUAAUUAUCUGAAAGCUAGCAAAAAAUUUAAAAUAUAUAUAUAUGUAUUUAUCUAAACAGAAAGUUUUAAUAAUUUAGUAUAUGUUAAGGAGCCACAAAGAUCAAUACAAUUUAUAUCAAAGCUAAUAUCAAAGAUACUUUAUUCAAGAGGAGCAAAACACAUCAGAUCAAAGGAAAGGUCAAAGAGCAAGCAAGACCUCUCAGGAUUGUGAUGCAUUUGGGAACAAAUUAUGAACACAGUUCAGAGUGGAUAUACUGUAAACAAUACUGGUGCUUCAUGUUUGAGUAAGCAAAGCUGUCACAUUGACUGCUGCUGCUUAUGAAAUUACGUGAGCAUCACAUUUCGGUCAAGCAUGAAAAUUUAUAUUGAAAUUAAAUCCAGUUAAGCUUUUUCCCUGGAGACAGAGGAUGACUUUAUUAGGAUAAAGGUGAAAUAUACCUAGUCCUAGCAGAAUUCUAAUUUAUCUUCAGAAUUAAGAACAUAAUACUUACUUAUUAUCAAUUCAGGGAUACAUGCUGGGGAUCAGGCAUCAGCCCUUAAUUCAUAGUUUAUAAAUCUGAAAACAUUCUGAAGGUACUUAAAUUUUAUAUUAUUCCACAACUGCGCAAUUUGUGACAAGCACUUUGUUGAUUCCUCAUGCAGUAUCCAGGAGCUAGGGCAGUAAGACUGGACCCACAUUACUCGAAGUAGAAUUUAAGUGUUUGGAGAGAAGGCACAGAUGUUUCUAGGGGUCUUGUUAGCUUUGAAAGCAUUUAUCCUAAAGCAACCUAUCUGCUGUUUAUAGGAGUGUUUCCUACAUUCUCUAAGCCUAGAAUUGGGUCUUGAUCCUGUGAAAUAAUACAGUUAGUUUUAAGCACUCAGAAUUCCCUUCCUAUAUAGAUUUAUGCAAGUUCUAACUUUGCUCACCUGAUGAGUCUUAACUUGAAAUAUUCCACAUGGAAGAAAAGCAUUUGCACACAACGCAAGUAUUUGCUGGAUUGGGGCCUACAUUUUUGUUGAUUAAUGCACAAAUUAUAUGAUAAAGAGAUUUAUCAAUACCAAAAAUGCCUAAAUGAUUGCUGCCACUAAGUGGCAGCUGCAUUAAGUUGUUUUCUCAGAUGCUGCUUCAAGGUAGAAUUUUGUCUUUGUUACUGCAUGUCUUUGGAAGAAACUGGUAACUACCUAACAGCUACUGUAAGGCUGUUUUGGAUUUUAACAAAUGAAUAUUAAAGCACUAUUACACAGAC
Strigops habroptila (Kakapo) is the source of this 2414-nucleotide messenger RNA. It is a transcript of the gene DYNLT3, whose product is annotated as dynein light chain Tctex-type 3. Gene Ontology annotation, biological process: microtubule-based movement. NCBI's taxonomy places the organism in Eukaryota, Metazoa, Chordata, Aves, Psittaciformes, Psittacidae. The coding region runs from base 540 to 1028 and encodes 162 amino acids. The record is from RefSeq and is a predicted model, not a curated record. The transcript has 6 exons. Gene Ontology annotation, molecular function: dynein intermediate chain binding. Gene Ontology annotation, cellular component: cytoplasmic dynein complex; kinetochore; cytoplasm.